AUGGGAGGGUUUGAAGGUCAUCUGUUCCCUGGCCUGUCCUUCUUUCUCUAUGGACUUUAUCAUGCAGGACUUCUCUCCAGGGCCAUGAUAUGCAAGUCCCCUGUCCAACAUCCACCUCGCCGUCCUUGGAGUAAAGGAAGAUGGACAACGUUACGGCAAAUGUAUUAUAUCGGCUUUCUGAAGAUAUUGUGUUCUUGCAUUUUAGUAGCCCAAGAGUUGAAUAGCAUAAACUGGCAAUUGGUACUCAUCAGCAAGAAGCAUCACCAGAGAGACUUCAUGUUCCGCAAGCAGUGGCAGCAUCUCACCCUCUACAUGUCCUUCUUUCUGAGUGGGUGUGCAGACGUGGUCAGCCAGAACCUGCUGCCCAAGAGGUGUGUAGUUCUGGAGCAGGGCGCCCAAGCACUGAGCGUGUGUCUGUCUUUGCCCCUGAUGGUGUCUCAUUUGCAGGACACAGAAGGAGUGGAGCUGCAGGCUCACAUGCUGCUCAUUCAGGCCAUGUUUCUAUUGGCCCUUGUGGUGACGGUAGAGCUGUGGGCUCCCAACAUGCUGCUGAUCUGGAUGCUGAAGGCCUUUCUCUACCUUGUCACAGGCUCCUGGCUGAUGCAGAUAGGCUUCAUGCUGUACAAACCAGUCUCUAGCUAUAGAUGGAUGGAUGACGACAAAAAUGACAUAGCGUUUGCCACCACUUUCUUCUGUUGGCAUGUGGCCUUUGGUGCCAUCUUGAUGAUCUGGAUCUACGGCUUCUCCACUUUAUGGUAUUGUCACCUUGGUACUGAAGCCUAA
Messenger RNA from Psammomys obesus (fat sand rat), 783 nucleotides. Its product is annotated as transmembrane epididymal protein 1A-like. The record is from RefSeq and is a predicted model, not a curated record. NCBI's taxonomy places the organism in Eukaryota, Metazoa, Chordata, Mammalia, Rodentia, Muridae. The transcript has a single exon. The coding region runs from base 1 to 783 and encodes 260 amino acids.